AUUAUUUUUUAAAUGUUACACAUUAAUAUUACAGACAUUGUUUUCAGGCAUAAGAGCAGACAGCUUGAUACUCGGAGGUCCUGCCAGUUGUAGGCGCUUUUCCAAGCGAGCUGCAAAACACAAAUCGAUUGUUUAUUUUGUGUUUGUUUACAUUUUGCAUGCGAACAAAUGGCUUCGACUUUGCUGUCGCCUAUGGUGGAUUAUUACAACGAUGAAGAAGAACUUGAUAGCGUGGAGGACGAUGAUGACCGGAGUUUCAGGGGAAGAGACUCGGAAGAAGACACGGAAGAUGCCAGUGAAACAGACCUUGCCAAACACGACGAGGAUGACUAUGUCGAAAUCAAAGAGCAAAUGUACCAAGACAAACUGGCCUCUCUGAAAAGACAGUUGCAGCAAUUACAAGAAGGUACAUUGCAGGAGUAUCAGAAAAGGAUGAAAAAGCUGGACCAGCAGUACAAAGAGAGACUCCGAAAUGCAGGUUAGUGACUGUUCUUUGCUUCACCAAACUUGACCAAUUGCAAAAGCUUAUGACUACAAAGAGGACA
Notothenia coriiceps (black rockcod) is the source of this 545-nucleotide messenger RNA. Its product is annotated as sin3 histone deacetylase corepressor complex component SDS3-like. Lineage: Eukaryota; Metazoa; Chordata; Actinopteri; Perciformes; Nototheniidae. The record is from RefSeq and is a predicted model, not a curated record. The transcript is spliced from 4 exons. The coding region runs from base 169 to 483 and encodes 104 amino acids.